This is a messenger RNA of Acanthosepion pharaonis, 696 nucleotides long. The record is from the annotation of a GenBank genome assembly. NCBI's taxonomy places the organism in Eukaryota, Metazoa, Mollusca, Cephalopoda, Sepiida, Sepiidae.
AUGAAUUUUUUUCUCUGUCCGUUCUUCUUCUUCUUCUUCUUCUUCUUCUUCUUCUUCUUCUUCUUCUUGUUUUAUUUUCUUUCGCCAUUUACUCAAUUCUCUUAUACAUCGUUAGCUUUCUACCUUUCUAAUCUCCAUUCUUCUUCUUCUUUGUCUUCUUCUUUUCUCCAUCUUUAUCUAUUUCUUCUUCUUCUUCUUCUUCUUCUUCUUUUUCUUCUUCUUCUUCUUCUUGUUUUCUUUUUCUUUCCGCCAUUUUACUCAACUUCCUUAUACAUCGUAGCUUUCUACCUUUCUAAUCUCCAUUCUUCUUCUUCUUCUUCUUUUUCUUCUUCUUCUUCUUCUUCUUCUUCUUCUUCUUCUAUAUCUCUUUCAACUUCUUGUCCUUCUUCUUCUUCUUCUUAUAACUUUCACCCGUUUUUCUUCAUCUUUUUUCUCCUGUCCACAUUCUUCUUCUUCUUCUUCUUCUUCUUGUUUUCUUUUUCUUUCCGCCAUUUUACUCAACUCUCUUAUACAUCGUUAGCUUUCUACCUUUCUAAUCUCCAUUCUUCUUCUUCUUUGUCUUCUUUUUCUCCAUCUUCAUCUAUUUCUUCUUCUUCUUUCAAAUUCUUCUUUCUUCUUUUCUUCUUCUUCUUCUAUAUCUUUUCAACUUCUUGUCCUUCUUCUUCUUGUCCUCCUCUCUUUUCUUCUUCCUUAUAA